Molecule: messenger RNA, 4075 nt
Organism: Passer domesticus (house sparrow)
Lineage: Eukaryota; Metazoa; Chordata; Aves; Passeriformes; Passeridae
Product: serine/threonine-protein kinase PAK 3-like
Exons: 13
Coding region: 2673-4022 (449 amino acids)
Biological process (GO): regulation of MAPK cascade; intracellular signal transduction; protein phosphorylation
Cellular component (GO): cytoplasm
Molecular function (GO): protein serine/threonine kinase activity; ATP binding
Source: RefSeq, a predicted model, not a curated record
UGAGGGGCUGGUGGGGGCCGUGCCAAGAUGGCGGCCGGGAGGGGGACAGGGGUGCAGACCGAGCGGCAGCGGAGCGGCGGGGCUGGGCUCCCGCACACCUCGCCCUCUCCUCCUCAGCCCUGGAGGAGACGGGCAGCUCCGGCACCCUCCGCCUCACCGGCAUGCAGCUGCGCGGCCAGCCCAGCAGCGACAGCGCGGCAGCAGAUGGAUGUUCGUGGAGAAGGAAAGCUGCCAGGGAUGAGAAGAUCACUGUUGAAGCAGGGCACACUGCAAACAUGAUGUGCUCUUUCAUGCUUGAAGCUGGGUAAACCUCCCUGCCUCAGCAGGUGGAAAGUGAAACCCAGGCCUGGAGCAAUUCUGGUGGCUCAUCCCCAGGUGGUGCUCCCCACUCCUCAGAAGCUCAUGGCACUUUUGGGCUUUGCUCUCUUUGUUUUGGUGAUCUCAGUACCACAUUUACACUGAAGUGUGGCCCAAGAGCCCCGGGGCAGCUCAGAAUAAAUAUCCUGCUCAGGUCCAAGAGCCCCGGGACAGCUCAGAAUAAAUACCCUGCUCAGGUCCAAGAGCCCUGGGGCAGCUCAGAAUAUCCUGCUCAGGUCCAAGAGCCCUGGGGCAGUUCAGAAUCCUGCUCUUGCUGAGGACACUCAGUGGGUUGGGGCUGGGCCCUGCCUGGAGCAGAGAAGGAUGGGAUUGCAAGGAGCUUCCUUCCAAAGUGGGAGAACACAAGGACCCUGAUGAGACAGGCACUGAGACUGUGCCCAGUGCCUGGCAGUCUGCCUCUGUCACAGCUCCAGGGGCACAGUCUGCUCCUGCAGCCCCUCCCUCUCUGCCUGUCCCCUGCCCCUGGGAUCUGCAUUUCCUGAAAAUAAAUGGAAUUUCACCCUUCCAAAGUUUGCCUCAAAGUGACAGAGGAAAAGCUUAAUAAAAAUGCCAAGGUCACAUUUUCCUUGCCUCCUAAAAUAAUGUGACAGAUCCAAUAUCUGCAUUAUUAACUAUGAGUGUGAGCUUGUUUUCUUUUUACCUGUUUUCUUUUUGCUUUCUGAUUUACCUGGGGCUGUUUUUCUUGUGCUGCACAAGCACAUGGCUGCAGCCACUCCUGAGCCUGUGGGCAGCAGCUCUCUGGGACCAGCAGUUAUUUAUUGUCUUGGCUAAAGGUGCCCUCUCACUGCAGAAAAUAGCUGUGUGAAUGCUCCUCUCUUGGCAAACAUUUCAUUCUGACAAAAGCCUCAGUGUUUUGCAGAAAAAUCCCUUUGCAAAGGACAUUGAUUGCUCUGCUUUGAACUGGAGCAAUCCUGGACAGGCUGAGCAGGGACAAGCAGGAUUUCUCCCAACAGCCCCACUGUCCUCACCUGCCAUUGGCAGUCCAAGAAAAGGCUGCAAAAUGUCACCAAAAUCUUCCAGGAAAUUAUUUAGCAGCAAUAAUACUUUUUAAAAAAGCAAAUUUUGAUGGAGAUGUCAUUUCAUGCAGCAGAUCACUUUGGUUUGUAGGUAAAAGCUAGUGGAACAGAGUGUGUGAUCACUUGGUGUUAGAAAAAAACCCUCAAAAAUAGCAUGUGUGGCAAAUUAGCUGCACUAACUGAGGUAUCAAAGACAGUUACUGAUGGGGUAAUUUGGGUUAUUUAAGUCUGUUCUGGGAAAAUGAGGAUUAGGAAGAGGCAUAAUUAAAAUAUGCAAAGCCAAGGGGAAUAGAGAAUAGAUAUUAAGUCACUUUAAAUUAGUAAUUCAUGAGAGGGUGGAAGGGAGAGAAAUGGAUGAAAUUAUGCUCUGAAAGGGCCCUGAUAUUCCAUUGUUGCAGAGAGAAAAGCUAUUCAGAGCCCAAGCACAUCUUCUGUGCACACAGAAAUUGGAGAGGGGAAGGAUUGAGGAGCUGUCUGUCCACUGAGGGAGCUGAUCCUGCAGGCUUCCCUCACAUCCAGGGAAUAUGUUUUGGCAGGGCAUCAGGAGUUUUCCAAGCUCUGUGUUCUGUACAGUGACAGCAGAGCUACAGGGGCUGGACCAGGAGAGUCCUUAGCACCUCAGUUAGGACUGUGAGAGGCAGUCUUUCCCCAGUGGUCCCUGGUGUGCUGAAAAUUAAUUCCAUCAGGAUGGGGUUUACCCUCUAAUCAGACAGCAGAGACCAUUUCAGCAAGAUGUUUUUGUUACUGAGCAUCAAAAGUCCAGUGCAAAGCUCCUGAAGGCACUGUUUUGUCUACCAAUAGAGAAGAGUUUUGUUAUGGAAUAAAAGAAUCACCAGCAAAUGAGUUUAGCCUUAAAUCCUUCCUCCAUGGAAGCACACAGUUGAUUUCCAGGUGAGUUCCAUACAGAAAUAGCUUUGCAUCAGGAGGAAGGUUGACAUCUCAAUGCCAUGAAGGGAUGCCAGGCUCCAGAAUGAGCAAAAUUGAGCAUCCAGCUGCUCCAGAAGCAGCCUGGGACCGUUCCACAGAGUGUGAACGUGCAGCUGCUGCCACUGUGAUGUCAGGGCCCGCUGGGGUGUCGCUGAAGGGUUGGCAAGUCCCCACAGUGCCAACAGACCCUGCCAUUCCUGUGAUCCAGAGCUCCUAAUGCCCCCUUCUCCUGGCAUUCCAGGAGGAUCCUCCUCCUCCAGGAGUUCUCAGCGGGCUGCCUGCAAACCAGCGAGGUUUUUCGCUGGCUUUUGGGUUAUGCUGCUCUGUGAGUUCUAGCACAAGCCUGCAGAAAUGAUCCCGCAAGUCGGUGCCACGGCGUGCGACUUUCUGUCUGCCGCCUCUGCGGUGUAUUUUUAUCCAGAUAAACCCUGGCUGGUGACAGCUCAUCUGGGCAAUCUGGUCAUCCAGUUAUCCAGAGGUGGAUACAUGACAGCCCCUCCUUUGAAGGGAGACUCUCACUCCUGUCCCCAGGCCACAACACUGCCACCAGGACCUCAGCUGGCUCCUUCCCUUCCUGGACAAGAGGAUAACGUGAAGGAGGUGGAUGAGGAACAUGCAGCUGUCACCUCAGGAGAGUCAAUCCACACGAGCUCUCUGCUGGGAGCUGAAGAUGCAGAUGAUGAGACAUUUCUCAUGUCUGACACCCUCAGCAGAAGCUCGGGCGCUCUGGACAAACCCAGGGUCCGGCCGCAGAAGAAAGUCCACGUGAUAGAGGAAGUGCUGGAACAACUGAGGGGCAUUGUGAACGAGGGGGACCCUAAGACCAAAUACACUGAAUUUGUUCAAGUUGGCCAAGGGGGUUUCGGGACUGUUUACAAAGCCACGGACCCAGCCACAGGAGAUGUGGUGGCCCUCAAGAAGAUGCCUCUCCGCAAACGGAGCAGGAAGGAACUCAUCGUCAACGAGAUCCAGGUCAUGAAGGAAAACAGGCAUCCCAAUAUUGUCAAUUAUAUAGACAGCUACCUGGUGAACGAAGAUCUGUGGCUCGUGAUGGAAUAUGUGGAUGGAGGCACUUUAACCAGCGUUCUUGUCCAAGUCUUAAUGGAGGAAAGAAUUAUAGCUGCUAUCAGCAGGGAGUGCCUCAAAGCCCUGGAUUUCCUUCAUUCAAAGAAUGUGAUUCACAGAGAUGUCAAAAGUGACAAUAUUCUUCUCGGGAUGGACGGAUCUGUGAAACUGACUGAUUUUGGCCUGUGUGCUCAGCUGACCCCGGAGCGGAGCACACGGUGCACAGUGCUUGGCUCUCCUUACUGGGUAGCCCCAGAAAUCCUGAAAAAAAAGGGAUACGACACCCAAGUGGACAUCUGGGCCCUUGGGAUUGUGGCCAUUGAAAUGCUGGAGGGAGAACCUCCAUACUUUAAAGAAAGCCCUAUCCAGGCUCAGCGCCUGAUCGCCCGGAACAGGUACCCCCCUCUGAAGAUGCCCAGCAAGAUGUCAGUUCUGUUCCACGCCUUCCUGCACUCCUGCCUGGACACCGACCCCGGCAUCCGCUGGACAGCCAGGCAGCUCCUGCAGCAUCCAUUUUUACGAACAGCCAUGAGCCUCUCUGUCCUGCCUGACAUGAUCCGUAUAGCCAGGAAACUCUGUAAGGCCAUGGAAGCACUCCAGGCCAGCAGUGCCAGCCCAGAGGAAAAGAAGGAAUAAAAUUUUCACUCCUUUGGGAGAUUUGCUCCCUUCUCACACUGGUUCCACAACAA